This is a messenger RNA of Saccoglossus kowalevskii, 1479 nucleotides long. Its product is annotated as endoglucanase 19-like. The record is from RefSeq and is a predicted model, not a curated record. Lineage: Eukaryota; Metazoa; Hemichordata; Enteropneusta; Harrimaniidae.
AUGGCAAUACCAAUGUCGCUUUGCACAGAUAUUGAUGAGUGUGCCACGGGUAACGCUACCUGCGAACAGAAUUGUACGAACACAGUGGGAUCGUACUAUUGUUAUUGCCAAGAAGGUAUGAUUGUCCAGGACGAUAAUUCGUCAUGUAACUAUGACUACGACGAGGUACUGAGAAAGUCGUUGUUGUUUUACGAAGCUCAGCGUUCCGGUGUACUGCCAGAUAACAACCGCAUUCCGUGGAGAGGGGACAGCGCCGUCAACGACUCGACACCUGACGGGAAAGACUUGAGCGGUGGUUACUAUGACGCUGGUGACCACUUGAAGCUCGGUUUACCGAUGGCGUACAGUGCUACAGUCUUAGCAUGGGGGUUCAUUCAGUUUGAAGACGCCUACGAAGCCGCGGGCGAGGUUGAUCACAUGCUGGAAAAUCUGAGAUGGUUUGCUGACUAUUUUAUAAAAUGUCACACACAAGAACACGAAUUUUAUGCACAUGUUGGAUCAGUGAAUGGAGAUCAUGGUUAUUGGGGACGCGCUGAAGACAUGACAAUGGAUAGGCCUGCAUAUAAAGUAGAUGAAGACAAUCCAGGGUCCGAUGUUGUUGGUGGAACAGCCGCUGCACUGGCAGCUAUUGCCUUUGUUUUCAAAGACAGAGAUGUAAAAUAUUCUGCGAUAUUAGUAGAACAUGCCAGAGAGCUCUUCACUUUUGCCGACGACUUCAGAGGGAAAUAUUCUGUCAGUAUACCCAUGGCUGCUAAAGUAUAUGACUCCACUGGAUAUAUGGACGAGAUUAUUUGGGCUGCGUGCUGGCUGUAUAAAGCUACAAAUGAAAUAUCAUACCUCGACCGAGCAAUACUCCUGUUUAACGGCGAAUCAUUCUUGAAACCGUAUUCCUUUGGUUGGAAUGAUGUGACAGUGGGAUAUAGGGCGAUGUUGUUGCAGUUGACUCAAGGUACAGAUCUACAAGAUACCAGUUUCAAACUUGGCGUAACUGCAAAGUUUCUAACGGAGUGGUUGCCGGGAGGUAGCAUGCCGUAUACACCAAAAGGUUUAGUGUUUCGCGACAACUGGGGCUCGUUGAGAUAUGCAACCGCUUCAGCAUUUAUUGCACUGACAACUGCCGAAGCUGGAGUGAAAAAAACGGCUUAUAGAAACUGGGCGAAGACGCAAGUUGAUUAUGUAUUAGGCGAUACCGGAAGAAGUUUUGUAGUAGGAUAUGGUGUGAACCCACCUGUCCAACCACACCACAGAGGAUCUUCUUGUCCUGACGAGCCAGCGCCCUGUGGGGUUAAAUAUCUGGGUUUGGCAGCACCGAAUCCGCAAGUACUGUACGGCGCAAUGGUUGGUGGACCGGAUGCCAAUGACAACUACAAAGACGCCAGGAAAGAUUAUUUCAAAAAUGAAGUAUCGUUGGAUUUCAAUGCCGGAUUUCAAUCAGUCGUGGCAGGCCUACGCCACCUACAGUUGAUAGGAGAGUUGUAA